AAGGCCGUAUCACACUGUAGGCUGGCGGUGGCGUUGGCGCUGGCGCUGGCGUUGGCGCGCUCCAGCCGACCAAUCAGCGCUCAGCAGUCGGCGCUGGGCGCUGGCGCUCGGAGAAUAGCCGAGCGUCUAUUUUCACGAACGCCAACGCCAGCGCCAUCCAAUCAGAUGCGAGCUCUCAGUCACGUGGCUCGAUCAGUUGCGCGCCAAACAACUCAGAGAGAACAAUAACACAAAAACAAGUCUGAACCUGUCGUGUCGUGAGCAAGUGGCUGAGCGGUGCAGCGUCUGAUUUCUGAUUUUUAUUUGAGUGAAUCAUGAGCAUGAGGGGGAAAAUGAAUGGCAAAAAGAAUAUUCUAACCAAAGAGCAAGAAGUAGAUUUAGUGAAGGAAGUUUAUAAGUAUGAAGUCUUGUGGGACUCCACCAAAGAAAUUUAUAGGAGGUCUGACUUGAAGAAUUUGGCUUGGGAGAAAGUAGCUAAAGAUUUGAAGCUGCCUGUUGAUGGUACUGUUCUGAGUAAUCGUUUCAAAAAUAUUAGAGAAACCUAUACCACUAACCUCAGGAAAGUGGAGAGCUCAAGAAGGAGUGGUAUUGCAACGACAGACGUAUUCAAGCCUACGUGGCAUUUGUAUGAAUACCUGGACUACCUGAGAAAUCCGAGUAAGCAGGCAGGCUCCUCCUCAAAUAUUGAAGAGCAGAUGAGUCUGUCUGAACCAAUUUUCGUGGAGGAAACCUCUGACGCAGACGCUGCACCGCCUAACAUGAAUGUUCAAUUUGCCUACGACAGUAGCUUGCAAAAGUGGGUAAUGCUGAACCAGCUGAACCAAAUUGCGGACAAGGAGGAUCAGGCUGCCCUCAACAUUGAAGAGGAGAACCUGACUGCAGCUUCGGUCCCAGCUGCAGACAUUUCCAUCUCAGAUACACCAUCGAGAAAGAGGCCCAGGACUGAAGCUUCAACUUCAAAUGGAGCACAAUCAGAAGAGGGUGGGUACUUCUUCCAGAAGAAGGGUGAAAAGAAGAAGGGGACCGAAAUUUUGCAGGAGGCUGUAAAAGCUCUAGGAGCACUGGCUUCGCAGCCAGUGCCAUCAUUUCCCAUUGAGGAAGCUGUCCAAGGCUCAGUCAGUGAAUUCUGCCGUUUCUUGGACAGUCAGUUGAAGGAGCUACCGGCUAACGAGAGGAAGGCAGCAGAAAAUAAUAUCAUGCGUGUGAUGAUGGAGUUUUAGUAGUUCCUAAGUUCUUAGCAAACCUUUGGCAAUCUUUGGCGUCAUUAUUGUUCCAAGUGAUUUUC
Messenger RNA from Frankliniella occidentalis (western flower thrips), 1285 nucleotides. RefSeq lists its product as uncharacterized. NCBI's taxonomy places the organism in Eukaryota, Metazoa, Arthropoda, Insecta, Thysanoptera, Thripidae. The record is from RefSeq and is a predicted model, not a curated record. Gene Ontology annotation, cellular component: nucleus; transcription regulator complex. Gene Ontology annotation, biological process: regulation of transcription by RNA polymerase II.